This is a messenger RNA of Apis dorsata (giant honeybee), 1241 nucleotides long. RefSeq lists its product as uncharacterized. NCBI's taxonomy places the organism in Eukaryota, Metazoa, Arthropoda, Insecta, Hymenoptera, Apidae. Bases 16 to 387 code for a protein of 123 amino acids. The record is from RefSeq and is a predicted model, not a curated record. The transcript has 2 exons.
AUAUUUCGCAAAAAUAUGACACACCGAACGAAGAUAUCUGGCGCGUCGUGCUUGACGCCCGAGUAUUUACUCACAGCGACGUCCCUCUCCCCAUGUUUCUUCGCUGUGGAAUCGAAUCCUUUCCUCGGAGGGGGGUCUCCGAGAGGUGAGAGUGAGCGUAGGGGCAGAUUUUUACAACACGAGAGACACAAGAAGCAAGAACACCACGCCACCGUCGUUGCUGCGUCAGCCGUCUGUCACGAGGAAGUACACACGGGAAACGGUCGCGUUUCCCUUUUUACACGGCACGAGUGUUACACUAAAACAAAAGGGUACAACAGGAAAAAAAGACGAAUAAAAACGAAUAUUGUAAGCGGCCAGGAUCGUCGCGAUGCGGGGGAAGGGUAGCUAUAGAGGGACGACGACGCGGAGAACGGGAAUCAGAGGAUGGGAAGAAUGAAGGAGAACGGGGGAGGACGCAGGGGGGAUGAUCUGGUCAGAGGGAUGGGUAGUAUAUGUGGGAUGGAGUGUGAGGGGAGAGACAGACUUUCCCCUCUCGGCACCUAGUCGAUACGCAGAGGCCGAAUUCGCACGAAAUUCAGCAGAAAAUGGCCGUAUUGAAUACGGAACAUCACGAACGUUAGUUAACUAAUUCAAAAAAUUUAUUAUAAAAUCACCUUACCAUUUAGUACUUAGCAGCUUGUGCUCGCCUGGUCAAGAUUUUCACGAAGCCGAGAAUCUCCGAAAAAGAUUCCCCGCUCUAUGUGUGUGCCGUUGACACCUGUCCCUCAAGUCGGUGCCCCCACCCCAUCCGUCCGCCCUCUACUGUGCCAGCCUCUUAACUAUUUUUUCUCUCUCCCGGUCCUCCUCGCAACCGCGCUGGCGAAAAUGCCCGAAUCCAUCGGGGUUUUAACUUCGAAUUGCUCUCGGCGACUUGCCAUUAUUUUCUCUCUCUCAGUGCAUAAGAGUAAGAAGAAGUCAGAGAUAUAGCCACGGGCUUGAAAAUAUCACCAAUCAGAAGGAGUAAAGUAUAAAACGAAAUUUAACGAGUUAUAUAUCAUAAUAUAUAAUCAUAUAAUUUUAUAUUUUUGUUAAAUUAACAAUUAAUUAUUAAUCCCUAACAAUAAUAUUUAUUGUAGAAUAUAAAAUAACAUAUGAAAAUUUUCAAUUAAGUACAAAAUAAGAAAAUUAUUGUAAUGAAUAAUUUAUUUGUAAAUGAAUAGAAGAUUUUAUUAAUAAAAUUGGAAUUUAAUAUAUAGUAA